Molecule: messenger RNA, 1949 nt
Organism: Olea europaea var. sylvestris
Lineage: Eukaryota; Viridiplantae; Streptophyta; Magnoliopsida; Lamiales; Oleaceae
Product: dnaJ homolog subfamily B member 1-like
Exons: 2
Coding region: 1234-1662 (142 amino acids)
Cellular component (GO): cytosol
Molecular function (GO): protein-folding chaperone binding
Source: RefSeq, a predicted model, not a curated record
GUGUGUAGUACUUGAGGAUCCCAUGAAAUGUGUGGAUAAAAGUGACUUGUUUAUGAACAUGUGCCAAACAUAAGCUAAGCACUUUUUUCUGGAAUCUACUCUCCUUCAGAAAAGCAAUCUCUGUUGUUUCACUUGGGUUGAAAGGAACUUGACUGGCAACCUAUGCUACAAAAUAUUAUCCCACUUAGUUUGUCUCCCAUGUUAAUGAAAUGUGGAAUGCAAUCUCAAAUAUUUCACCUAGGUUGAAAAUAACGGGACUCCAGCAGGCUAUGCUACAAGUAGUGUCCCACUGAGUUUGUCCCUUUAUUUUGGGAUGUCCCACAAUAAAUGUCACUGUUUCAGAAAGUAGACUAAUCCAUUUUUUGGAUAUGAACCUUUUGUAAUUAUAACCACAAAACUAAGAUGGGAAAAACUGUCUUAUUAAUUGACUCUUCUAUGUGCUAUUGCUCUCUUUCACCUAUGCCUCCCACCAAUGUGUUGCCUGCAGUAUAUGGUCGUAGAAAAUAAAAUGAACACCUGUGGGGAAAGCAUUUGAAAGUCUAGUUGGCGAAUUGAGAAGGGAAGUUAUAACAGUAGACGGAGAUUCCCUCCAAGAUGGUGAACGUUGGAUGAGAGAAGGCUGUUGUGUCACUCCUGUAGGGCACCUAAACACAAUGGCAGCCAGAUAUAUCCAUACUUUUUUUUUUUUUAAGUUUGGGGAAUGGGGGCACAUGGGGAAUGUUUAGUUGAUUGGCCCCGAGAUACUGCAUGAAUCUGAAUUAAUGUACAAGGAAAAAGCUUGAUUCUGUAUAUCAAUAGUUAAAUCCUUCAAAAAGUUAUUGAGUUUGCUCUCUGCAUAAGAUCCAGAUUCAGAUAAAAAGGUGAUUUGAGGAAUCAAAACAAAUUGUAAUUUUAGAUUUAUUAUCAUAUAAUUGAUGUCCACUAAUAUCUAUUGGAUAUAAUUCUUAAACUUCUACGUGGCUUAGCAAAAUUUUAAAUGACCUCGAAUAUUUGAUGUAGAAUGCGCCUCGGAGGAAAAGCCACUUUUGGCACGACCAAUUAAUAGUGUGCGUGUAUGUAGAUGUGUAAAUUUCUUCCUCAUAAAUGCUCAUUCUAAAUUAAUGGUUCAUUUUCUAAUAUCCUCAUUCUUUGCUUGUAUGCAUGAUUCCAUUUCAGUGACCACAGGCUUUUGAUUGAGUAUAUACCAUCGUUAUUUGUUUUUAUAUAUCUUCUAUUGGCAGGAGGCCCUCCACCAUGGAGGAAAUUCUUACAAUUGAGAUUAAGGCCGGGUGGAAGAAGGGAACAAAAAUAACUUUUCCGGAGAAGGGAAAUGAAAUGCGAGGUUAUAUACCUUCAGACCUAGUUUUCAUCAUCGAUGAGAAGCCUCACGGCAUUUUCAAGAGGGAUGGGAAUGAUCUAAUUGUCACCCAGAAAAUCUCUCUGGUCGAAGCUCUGACAGGAUACACAGCACAAGUGACAACACUUGAUGGAAGGAAUCUAACAAUACCUAUCAAUUCCAUCGUUAGUCCCACCUAUGAAGAAGUCGUCAAAGGGGAAGGGAUGCCCAUCCCAAAGGAGCCCGGCAAAAAGGGUAACUUACGAAUCAAGUUCAACAUUAAGUUCCCUACCAGGCUUACUUCAGAGCAGAAAACGGGCAUUAAGCGAUUGUUGACAUCUUCAUGAAGACUACUCUCUUGCAAUACUCAAGUAAGCUUGGAUUUGUUUUCUGUCGUUUGUCUUUGUUAUGGGAUAGAAAUUGCAUGGGGGAUGAUCCAGGUUCUUGGCAUUAUUUUAAAUGUUUAUUUAUUUUAUACAUCUCUCUCUCUCUCUCGAAAACGCUGAUAAUCCUUUUCUCAUCGUGCUUGCUUGUGUCAAAAUUUUAUUGCUCGACAAUCAUGAGGCGAUUGACACCUCGCAUUCUACCGAAUUUAUUCUUGCGUUACUGAUGAAAAGAGGGAUUUCUUGGUUUA